AUGUAUUUCGUAGCCUUCGAAGAUAACGAAUUGCAAAUUCAAGCAGGCACGGUUGAUGCUCUCAUCGUCUACGCCACUUCAUUGGGUCGUUCUCAGCGAUCUUUUUUGUUUACACUGGAUGUUUUUUUGGUGACGUACCGUACCUUCAUUACUUCUGAGGAGCUGAUUUCACGUCUCAUCCAACGCUACCUCCUAUUUCAAUCCAACAUAAAACUGAUCGCAUCUGUGGAUGAAAAGACACGCGAGAAAAUUUGCAAUGUUGUCAUCUCCUACCUCAUUCGUGUCGAGGCUGUCACCGCUUAUGAACUUUAG
This is a messenger RNA of Mesocestoides corti, 312 nucleotides long. Lineage: Eukaryota; Metazoa; Platyhelminthes; Cestoda; Cyclophyllidea; Mesocestoididae. The record is from the annotation of a GenBank genome assembly.